AUGGCUACCACAACAAUUCAACAGACUGCUUCCCAAGCGACCAACACCCCAGACUUCUCAAAAUAUAGCUUUGAAAAGCUCGAGCCUUAUGUGCACCCACCCGAGACCAAGGAAGACCUGCCAUGGUCGGAGCUUGUAACACUUGACCUUGAGGACUACGGUCGCCCCGGCCGGCAAAGAGCGACUUGCAAAGCAUUUUACGUCAAAAACUUUGGCCUUACCCAAGAGCAGGUUGACCAACAGUUCACACUGGCGAAACAUUUCUUUCAGCUUCCAGUAUCCGAGAAGGAGAAGUACGAGUGUAAUUACGCCGCAGCCGACUACAAUGGCUGGCGCCGACCGGGUCGCUCCCUCGUUGCGAAAGCCCAGGACAACAUCGAGAUCUACAACAUUCCCAAAUUCACUGACGACUUCAAGGGCAAGUACGAUCAGCCAGACUUGCUCAAAGCGCACCUACCGGAGAUUGAGGUUUUCCAAAAGGCACUCCACUCCAACGUAGUUCUUCCCCUGUUGCGACUGUUCGCUAUCGUACUACAGCUACCUGAUGAGGAGUACCUUGUCAAGCAGCACACAUUCGAGAAGAAGUCCGAAGAUCACUUCCGCUACAUGAUAUACCACCCGCGCACUGAGCAAGAAUGGAAAGAGGCAAAUUAUGGCUCAACAGGCGGACACACUGAUCUCGGCACCGUAACGCUCUUAUUCCGCCAACCAGUAGCCGGUCUCCAGAUCCUCGGCGAAGAUGGUAACUGGACAUGGGUCAGCGCGCAGCCUGGCACCAUCACCGUCAAUCUCGCAGACACAAUCUCGCAUCUUACAGGUGGCUGGUUGAAGUCUUCCGUUCACCGUGUUAGCGCGCCUCCUCAGGACCAGCGGGAGUAUGAGCGCACAGGCCUGUUAUACUUCGCGCGCCCACACAAUGACACCAAGCUACUGCCAAUCACUGACUCGCCAGUGUUGGAGAAGGCAGGCGUGAAGCCGAGGUUUGACAAAAUUGUCACGAUGGAAGAGUGGGUAAGGGCGAAGCAGACGCUGCAGCUCAAUCCAGAUAUUGCGGCGAAGAGGUGGGCCGAGAGGGGCGAUGGAAAGGUCGAGGUACUGGCUGGGUUCCAUGAUCAGAAGUACAAGGAGUAG
Molecule: messenger RNA, 1131 nt
Organism: Parastagonospora nodorum SN15
Lineage: Eukaryota; Fungi; Ascomycota; Dothideomycetes; Pleosporales; Phaeosphaeriaceae
Exons: 2
Coding region: 1-1131 (376 amino acids)
Molecular function (GO): dioxygenase activity
Source: RefSeq, a predicted model, not a curated record